Messenger RNA from Danaus plexippus (monarch butterfly), 2155 nucleotides. RefSeq names its product alpha-tocopherol transfer protein-like. The record is from RefSeq and is a predicted model, not a curated record. Lineage: Eukaryota; Metazoa; Arthropoda; Insecta; Lepidoptera; Nymphalidae. The transcript has 5 exons. The coding region runs from base 119 to 1024 and encodes 301 amino acids. Gene Ontology annotation, molecular function: phosphatidylinositol bisphosphate binding. Gene Ontology annotation, cellular component: membrane.
GGAUCAAUUUUCAGUGAAGUUCAGUUGUCAAAUAAUCGUUGCAUAUGUUGGAUGUGUAGCGCUCCUCAGAAAAUCGUGUUAUUUAUCGAAUUUGUAUACACAUUUAGUAUUGAAGAAAAUGGCUGUGGAACUAGAAUAUGAUUAUGAAACGGCAAUAGCUGCCAUGGAUAAAUUUUGCCAAGAAGAUUUUAAUUCCUUGAAAGAGUGGACGAAAAAAUUAGACAAGUCAAAAUAUGUUCCUAAAGACCUUACGGAUAAACAGUUGUUGUUAUUUUAUAACGCUUGCUAUGGAGAUAUAGAGAGGAGUAAAACGUGUAUAGAAAGAUAUUACAAUCUAAGAAAAAAUACUCCAGAAAUCUUCGACAAUAGAUGUUUAAGUUCGGAUGAGCUGCAACCUUCUGUAGAAGCCCUAGAGUUCAGCGUACUGCCAGAGAAAUCUCACGAUGGUUACGACUUGAUCUACCACCGACUCCACUACACCGAACCCUCUAAAUAUCACUUCGAGCCUGGCUGCAAGCUGCUCUUCAUGACCGUCGAUUCUUGUCUACACAAGAGAGGUCCACAGCCAGGUUACAUUUUUCUCUUCGACAUGCAAGGAGUUAAACUCGGCCACCUCACCAGAGUUAGUCUCUCGUCUCUACGUAAAUUCUUCCAAUACGUACAGGAAGCGAUGCCGGUGAGAAUGAGGGCGAUACACGUCUUCAACACGGAACCAAUCCUGGACAAGCUGCUCUUACUCAUCAGACCUUUCAUGGAUAAAAAGUUCUUUGAUAUGAUAAAGUUCCAUCACAAGAACGAAGACUUGGAGAAUUUCUAUCAGACUGUUAUACCGCGUUCGGCGCUGCCGCCGCUCCACGGUGGUACACUUCCAGAUACACAAACCCUUCAUAAAAAAUGUAUGCAGACGUUGAAAGCUCUAGAGCCGUACUUCAAAGCUGAAGAGGAACAGAGAAUCAAUGCUCUGCCAGACAAAAAACGUGAUAAGGCCUUGGAGAGGUCAUUCAAACAUCUCGACAUAGAUUAAAAUAUGUUGCACAAAAUAUUACCCAAGUCAAAAUGACAGGAAGUUUGUACGUCGCAUAUACUUCAAGCAUAAAAAUAUAUAAUAAAAAAAGCUUAAAUGCUAUAUGAAAAUAUAAUACUUAAAUUGAUUAUUAAUAUAUAAAUAUAUUUUAUAUACAAUUUAAUGCACAUAAUAACUACAAGGCACUGCUUUUUUAGUUCUGUCAAAUGUCAAUUGUAAUUAUAAGUAUUUUCUCAUAUGUAAACACAUACUUACUUAAUAAUAGUGGCAAGCUGGACCGGAAGAGGUUUGUAGGGCACAGGCUAUGCUUAUACAUAAAAUAAAAAAUAUAUAGGGAUAAUAUCAAAUAUAUAGGAAAAUUAACUUCAUAUAUGUACAAUUAUAUACCUAUUAGAUACAUAGAUGCUUUCGUCUAUUUGUUGGAGAUGAAUAUUAUACUUUCUAUUGUAUAAGUAAAUAAUAUUUUCUAUAUAUAAAUGACAUAAUAUUUUUCAACAUACAUAACAGUCGCUGAAUCUGUUUACAAUAAUGACAAUUAAUUUAAGCAAUAAAAUAUGACCAAGGACAGUCUGUGAUUAGAGCCGUUCGAGGUAUAGCUAUAGCAAUAGAGAGGAAAAAAAUGUGUUCGAUAUUCAAAACUAUUUUUGUUUUUUUUUUUUUUUGUAAAUAUGUUAGUGAUAUAUUUUAUCGUUUAUAAAUUUCAGUUUCAGAAUGUUUAAAAAAAAUAAUAAUUUCUGACUCGAAAAUGUUACCAACACUUGCUUUUACCUAUUCUGUUUUUUUACAUUUUAAUUUUAAUGAGACUUGAGCUGAUUUGAGAAUGUUGCAAUGGAUGCUGGUUACGGAGUAGAUAUAACUACACGAUGACUUACAAAAGUAAAGUCUAUCUCGACCUGUACUUGUAAAAAAUUAAAUCUAUUUACUUAUUAGACAUACGUAUGUAUGUGAGUUUUUAUAAUAAAAACACUCGGUGUAUUGAAGCACGUCAAUGAUGGUGGUGGAGUUUAUUUUAAAUAAAGACAAUUUAAAUAUUGUGAUGUUAUGUUUGUGAUAUUUAGUUUAUGUUCUGGGAACCAUGCAAAAUUUUAGUAUAAUGUUGAAAAAUGUAAAUAAAUAGCUAUUUAAUAUCUA